This is a messenger RNA of Phacochoerus africanus (Common warthog), 2557 nucleotides long. RefSeq lists its product as uncharacterized. NCBI's taxonomy places the organism in Eukaryota, Metazoa, Chordata, Mammalia, Artiodactyla, Suidae. The record is from RefSeq and is a predicted model, not a curated record. The coding region runs from base 1480 to 1989 and encodes 169 amino acids. The transcript has a single exon.
GAGACCCCGCCCCCUGCCGCCAGCACUUAAAGGCGCAGGCCCCGAGCGGCCCGAGGCUCUGGGGGCGGAGGCCGGUCUGGGCGCGUUCUCGGGCAGUCUCUUCUCACCGGAGAGUAAAGACUCAUCGGAGGAGAAGGGGAGAGAAACAUCGAUGAAGGCAGAGAGCCAGAGGCGCACAGAAAGAUACUGAGAGAGGCAGAGACAGACUCAGAAAGAGACAAAAAGACAGCCAAAGAAUGGCGAGACUAAAAGAGAAAGGCAGAAAGAGGGAGAAACGUAGGGUAAGAGAGACACAUACAAAGAGACAGAAGGAGAGACGGAGACACAGAGAACGACAAAGACUCGCACGCGGAGACAGAGACAGGGAUGCAGAGACCGGUGAAGAGAAUGGAGAUAAAGCGACAGGGAUAGACCGAGAAUCUCCCCAGAGGCAAGAACCCGGCAGGCGGCGCUGUCCACAUUCUCCCUCCCGGUCCCCUCCUCCCCAGUCCAGGAAGCUCUGGGGACCGAGGGCCAAGGGUGCUGGGGGGAAUGGUGUCUGGGCGGAGCCACUGGGGAAGAGUGACCAACCUCUCCAGCAAUGCUGCCUCCCAGCUGGCAGAAAACUCCAGACCCCGAGGAUGUGGGCUGCAGCCUCCUCUCCUCUGCACCGGAGCUGGGGUUCCAGGACUCUGUCCACGUAUUUAACUCUUGGCGAGGACUUGAUCUGUCCGGGCCUCAGUUUCCCAGUCUAUAAAGUGAGGGCGAGGAUCCACAUGUUACCUCCCCCCAAGGGCUGAAUCUGGUGCACACGAAACCCAGGCAAGUAUUCACUUUCUGAGCGGGCCACUCUCUGGAUGGGCCAACUGAGGACAGAGAGGGCAAAGGCUUUCCCGAGGUCACAUGAUCUCGUGGGGACCACCUGCGCCCUCUAGACCAGUGUGGGAUGAAGGAAAGAGAGGCAUGGCCGAGUCCUGGCUUGGGAUCUGUGCCCUGUCUGUCCCUGUCUGUUCGAACAACUUCCUGAUCCUCAGUUUCCCUUUCUAAGAAAUGGGCGUGUGACAGCAACAGCAGUGUGCUGGAGCCACCCCAAGCAAGCCGAUUGUUUUGAAAUCUCAGGAGUUAUGGAACCGGUUGUUAAACGGCCAUAUUUAAAAGUAAAUCAUGCAAACAUACAAUUAAAUAUAUUAUAUUUAAAACAGAGAUAAUACAUACUCAGCACAUCCUAAAAAAAAAAAAAAAAAAAAGGCUUGGGGAGCCUGGCAGCACCAGAAGGCGAUGGAGUGAUGGGCGGGGCUGUCAAUCAGCGGCCGGCACCCCCUGGCCCUAUAAUGACCUGAAUGUUUAUCUCCAUGGCUGCACACAGGGUUUCCCAAACUUAGGCUCCUGGCAGCUUUACAUCCCCUCUUUGUUGAACAGUAAGUCAAUGAUUAAAUACUUUCUGAUUUCAUUAUGCUAACUGGUAUUAAAUUGCAUUAAUAAAUUCUAUCACUGACAUUCAUGGAAAACCAAAGUCUUAAACCACAGUACAAGAAACGGACUGAAAAACAAAGCAAGCAAGCAAAAACAAUAACAACAGGCCGGGUCCCAGGAGGAGCAGCAGCAGCGACAGCCCUAUUGGCGGGCACAAAGGCAGCGGACCCAUCGGAGGGUGGCAGGUGUGGGGCAGUCUGGCGGGCCAGUGGCCGGGGGGGCCCCAGCCUCCUCCACGACGCCCCGCCCCGCCCGCCCGUGGCCCCGCCCCGGCCCCGCCCCCGCCUCCCUCUCCAGCGGGCGGGGCGGGGCCGCCAGGGGCGGUCCGCGAGCGGUGCCGCGAGGCCGUCGCCCUCCGCCUCCCGGUCGUCGAAAGGGCUCCCGGCCCCCAGGAGGAAUCCGCCCGGGGAUGUCGCGGAGUGGGGGAGGGCCGAGAAUUCCCCAGGAAAGACAAGAAGCCCGGGUCGAGUCUCAGAAAAUGCGAGGUACUCUGUUGAUGUUAUCGUUCCCUGCGGGCCCCUCCCAGAGCUCACCUGAGCGACCGACAGGGGGUGGGAAGGGGGAGGGACGGGCGCGAUCAUCAACCCUUGGAAUGUGGGAAGCCUGGGGUCCCUGUUACCCCCGAAAGCAGCCUUCUGCAACCCACUACCCACCCCCGAACACCACCAUGGUCGGAAACUGAGGCGGGUCAAAGACUUGCUCCAGGUCACUGAGUACAUUCUGGUGAAAAAAGCUAAAGCAACAGCGGUGGGAAAGGGAAGGGAGGUGCGUGUGAGCAAGCCCGCCUCCCCUUCCUCGCCUCCUCAGACUCCUCAUCAGGUCAAGCUCAAGGAGGCCUCCAAGGGACCUGGGGAGGCCAGGAAGACUACACCAUAGAUGCUCAGUAUUGAAAGCGAUGACAGGAGGAGUUCCCGUCGUGGCUCAGUGGUUAACAUAUCCGACGAGGAACCAUGAGGUUGUGGGUUUGAUCCCUGGCCUCGCUCAGUGGGUUAAGGAUCCAGCGUGGCCGUGAGCUGUGGUGUAGGCUGGUGGCUACAGCUCUGAUUCGACCCCUAACCUGGGACCCUCCAUAUGUCACAGCUACUGCAUUAAAAAGUUAAAAAAA